UGAAAGGCCUCAGUGUGACUUAAGCAAGGACAGAUAGAUAUCAUAGUUGAAAUGUCCUGCAGGAAAACACAGAGAGCACUUUCAGACUGGAUGAUUAAUCCAUCUGCAGCAGUAAUGUAAGACAUCAAGUAUGGAUGACCUGGAUCACAGUAUUCACAUUGCAGAGAAUGACUGGAGCAGCUUCUAUGAUGACAGCGAGGAAUGUAAUCUACUGCAGGCUUCUCUUGCCUACCCUGAUGACUCUGAUCUCAGCGACUCAGAGGAUUCAGGAAACUUCCACACAGGCCAGCAGAACACAAACAAGAGUGCAAAUAGCCACGAAGCUGAGGAAAGCUACACAGAUGGCACUCAUCUACCACCACAGCCUAUUCAGUGUGAUGCAACGUCCUUGAAACCGGUGGAACUAUGUGUCGGCUGUCCAGAAAGAAAUGCAAUCUCCAUAGAGCCUGCACACAAAGAUAUUGCACAAGAAAUUCUGCACGAGAAGAAUGACAGCAGCACAAACAUGCUGGAAAAGAAUCCUCAGAUCACUUGCAAUUCAGAAGAGAUGCUGUCAAAAGAUGGAGCUGUGCAAAUGACGAGUAACUUCAAAGCCACAAAGACACCUGACCUGCUUUCCCAAAAAGAAUCAGUGCAGAGCAUGAGCAAGCCAGACCCCACAGGCAGAGCAGAGAAAGAGCGCUGGUUCGUGACAGUGAAUGACAAUAUGGCACGUCGGCGAGGGCGUUCCAUCUCUGAGAAAAAAAAACUCAAACAAAAAAGACAUGCUGAGAGAACAUAUGUUCACAAUGCAGGUCGCAAACUAGAGCAAAAACAAUCAAGAUAUUUUAGGCUAAACAAAAAUAAGGAAUCUGAAGAUUCAGACAAAUCCUAUGACAGCUUCUCAUCCUUAGGGAGUUCACAACUUCAAGAUGGUGCUGAACUCUCCUCCACAGGCAGCUGGGAUUCUGAGACCUAUUUGUCAGCUGCUGAAUCUGUUGAAGAAGAUGCGCAUCCUCUUCAAGAAGGUCUCAGUACACACCUUCCUUUGCAAUGUGCAUUAAGCCCAACAUGUGACAACCUGGACUUCUGCCAGACUCUCUCCUAUAAUGCACCAAACUGCGGAGAUGAUAUUACUCCUGAAAGCCUUUCCACUUCUUCAUGUGCAGAAAUGCCAGAUGGAAACUUCAUAUCUGGAAAUGACACAUGUUCUGAAACCCCCCCACUGGCUUUAGCAUCUGCUGACUCUAAAGAAGAUUAUCUCAGCCAUCUACCUGCUCACGAUUUAACUCGCACACCUAGCUGUACACCAGAAACAUUUGCCAAAGCUACAGGUCAGGCUCAGCCAGUAUAUGCUAUCUCUGCAUUCUGGGAUGAAGUGGAAAAGCUGACGAUAAACGAUAUUUUGCAGAUAAGGAUGGGCAGAAACUCUGGAAUUAAGGAAGAAUCAGUAAUGCCUAGCACAUGCGGACAACCUGCUAACCCUGGUCAACUAAUUGAAAAUCUUGACCCAAUAAUUGACACAUCUGACACUGCAGACUCAGACUACUUCACACAGCCAGAUGAAUCCAAGCCAGAUCGAUCAGUCUUGGAGUUUUCAGCCUCAGAUUUUGAGGAAGGGUCCUGGCAGUUUGUGAAUGGAAGUAGAAACUCCACUCCUGAUUUGAGGAACAAAACCCAACAAAUUGACUCUUCUGUCUUGUUAUAUGAGCAAGACAACACAGAUUCAGAAGGAAGAGAAACUCCCGCUGUUCUAGACCAAAGAUUGGACUAUCAGGACUAUCAAGGUUUGAUCUCAUGGCCAAAAAGGAUGACAAAAAGCAGAAGUUUGUACAACAUACAAACUCUCAACACAGAAGACCUACCCCUGCUACCUUCCAAUAGUAUUGAUAAAAGUGAUUUUUCUCUUGACAGACCUCAAAUUGUGAAUGCUUUAUUACCCCACACAGACCCACGGGAUUACAGGACAUCCUUCCCAGAGAUCUUUGAAUACUUUUUUACAAAACAUGACACACAAUCACAGAUUCUCCUUGUUGAUGAUCUCCAGGAGAUGUUCGUGUCUCCCGUCUUUCACUCGCCUCUUUGUAUAUUCAGAGAAGAUCCACUCCAGUGUAACAUAGAAAAAAUAAUCCCAAUCUUCUCUUGCUCUCGUCCUACCGUCCGAGACCUCACAUUCCAAAAUACGCAUGUUUUUCUGAGCACAGACCAUGAGGAGGAGAACAAGGCCUCUCCGAUGAGACUUCUGUCUCAUUCAUUUAUUCAGGCCAAUCCACACAGAGCCUCAGGAGCAGCAGGUGCAGGUGGAUCUCCCUGCUGGAAAAGCUUUCUGUCUUUCAGGAAAAUUCGCUUCCCAGACAAAGGCAGCAUCUGCUGCAGUGAGUCAGGUGCAUGGACCUUUCCUCUUCAAACCAAGGAAAUCCAGAUCGGCAGUCAGAAUCAAGUGGUUACCUUGCUCAGUGAUGAAAAAGUCUGUCUGGAGUCUUCUCCGGAGUUCAGGGAACUGAAAGAGGAACAGAUGAUUACAGAAACAUCUUAUUGGAUGACAAAACGAGGAGGCAUCUUCUCCAGAGUGAAGCAGUCAGAUUUGUGUUUAGUCUGCAUUGCUUUUGCCUCAUGGGUAAUGAGAUCCUCCAAUCCAAAGGAAGCAGAUGCCUGGAAAGCAGCUCUUCUGGCGAAUGUGAGUGCUCUCUCAGCAAUCCAGUACCUGCGGCAGUACAUGCAAAGGAAGAACCUUUCCAUAGAUGACAUUUGACUCAAACACAAAGAAGACACAAUACCAAACAUCCUCACUGUGGGUCGACAAAAAUGACAGAAAACAUUCAAAUUAAAUGAAACCUCUGGGAUGAGCUUCAAGUUGGUGAAGUAGAUAGAAAAGUCACUUUGUUGUACUGGUUAGGUUGACUUGUUAACCAGAAGCCUGUGUGAGAACCAUUAGGUAAACAAUUAAAAGUACUUACUAAUGCAACAAAUAAUUUAUUUGGGAAAAUUAACUGUAAUCUGAUGCAUUAACAUCUGUAUGUCAUGCUGAUGGCUGCUUUAUGCAAGUCGUGAUGUAGAACAAUAAUGAUGCCAAUGCUGACGUGUUUAGGAUCAAUAUUUUAUGGAAACAAUUGUUUCUUUAUCCCUUGUAUGCAACAACUUGGCCACCAAAGAUAUCCCUGCGCCAUGAUAACAUGACAACAUGUUAUCACCCCCAUGCUUCACACUGUGUGUGGCAUAACAGUGUUUGGGGGGUCAUUCAACAAACUGUCUGAAUCUCAGACAAUGAAAGAAUAAUCUUGCCUUCAUCAGUCCAUAAAAUGCUGCUCCAUUGCUCUUUGGGCCAAUCAGAGUGCUCUUGUAAUAAAGGAAACUUAGAAUAGAUUACCUCCUUAUAGAAAUUGUCUGCUUUUGUUUUGUAUUUAGACAACUCAGUGUUACCAGAUGUUGGGAAUCCCCUUCACUACCAUUAUGUUCUUAUGUAUAUGCUUUGAAGUGCUUUGGACCGGUAGCUACAAGUACUGUAGGUGGAUUUGGUCCUUGUCAGAUUUUAUUUAAUCAUCAAUGAUGUUUAUGCUUAAGUCAUUGUUGUUUCUAGGGAAAUUGAAGUAAUUGCAGAGGAAGCUGCACACCUUAUAGCUGUUAAAAACUCAUAGGACGACAUAAAAGUGUAGUUCAGACCCAUCUUUCUUUCUCCACUGUAGCUGCAUAGCUUGGAGUUAUCUAUGUGCAGUUUUUGUGUCGCUUUUUAAAUUUGUGCCACAGAACACUGUAUUGCACACUUAGUUCCUUAUGACCAUACUGCAUGUAUUUGGAUAUAAAACAGCCUGUGUAUUUUUGGUAAUAAUAUCUUAAUCUAAUUAUGGAUUCACAUGAAGUUUAAAAAUCUGGUUAAAGUGCAAAUUUCCUUUUUACUGUUUAAACGUGUUUCUGUAUCUCCUCCGAGUGAGCUUACUGACCAAAUGGACCAUAAUGCAAAGGCAGAACAAAAGUUUUAUACACACCUGGCAGUUGUUUGACUUUGUCAUCAAACAUGGAUUUGUAGGUUUUAACCGAAGAGGCUCAGUGAUGUUACAGAAGAAGGAAAUAGGAUAAAACGUUGAUAAAUGUUGGAUUUAUGGAAUUGUGGAGUGAGAGCUUUCUGUUGCUUUUUACUGGCUUUUGAAUGGACAGGAGGAAUAAACUUCACUUUUGCUUGUUGUGGAUUUUCCUUGAACAGACCAAAGACAAAUGAAACUGACUGAAGAAACAGGACAAAACUUCUUUUCUGGUUUCAAAAUCAGGUGUGUGCCUUAAAAGAAACCUUGUGCAAGACUUUUGUUUUGUUUAGAAUAUGACAUGUUAUUAGACCUGUGAAGGAUUAUUUUCUUGAGGCUGCCACAUUUGGUGAAAAAGCGGUUUUUCUAGUUGGUAAUGAUGUGCAAAUCUAGCAAUUACUUUCCAUUUCAGCAGUGUGUGAAACCCAGUACAUUAAAUCAGCACCAUUUUAACAUCCAUAGGAUGUGUCAAAUCUCUUUAGCAAUACAUUUAUUGUAUUUAAUUAUAAUAUUAUUAAAACAUUUUUGGGUGGGGGGGGGAUCUAAACCAGGCCCGUUUAAGAAGCAAAACCUUCAGUUUGCUUCAUGGCUUUUACAAAGACAAAGCUCCGAGGUUUCCCUUGUUUUAAACUUUUAGAUACGAAUUGUUUCAAAAACAAAAACAGAUUUUUAUGUAAUCCUUUGUAAAAUUGACUUAAUCUUAUAGUUUGGAAUUUCACUCACUCAUAUAAAGCAGCAGGAAUAAAAAAUACAUAAACUGUACAGGAAAAAUAACUUUCAGCCUACAUUCAGAUAUGUUUAAGACUGUGUUGGACUGAGCACUACCACAUGACAUUAAAUUAUUGUACAGCUGUGUCUCAUUAUGAAAUAAACAACUAUCUUAUAAAACAAGACAAUAUUUGUGUUACAUAUGUGGUGUGUAAAAUAUCUUCCUCUGCUCAACCUCUUUGACUGUAUGUACUUCCUCAGACAGCCAGUGCCUUCCUGUGUGUCCUCUCCAGAGCUUUAAACUGGACCAUUAAAUCUUAGAAAUAAGGAUGUGCUUUCUUUUCACAGCUAUAACCUUGCAGCAAUCAAUAAUGUAAAAAAAAAAAAAGUCAAUAUCUUGAUACAUUGUCAUAUUUUUGGUUUUUCUUUAUUGCAAAUUAGGUUAUUUCCGGGUAUCAUGCCAUUGAUCAUAAUGCUCAUUAUUUCAUACCUUUGAAUUGAAAAAAGUGACUGUUUUAGUUGUUUUAGAUGUCUGUUGAUUCUGGAUGUGUAAUAAAUGUAAAGGUCCAUCAUGUUGUCAAGACUUGGCUUCACAUAAUUUUCUACAUGAAGCUGAUCUGCUG
This is a messenger RNA of Cyprinodon variegatus (sheepshead minnow), 5326 nucleotides long. RefSeq lists its product as uncharacterized. Gene Ontology annotation, cellular component: nucleus; cytoplasm. Gene Ontology annotation, biological process: response to muscle activity; regulation of DNA-templated transcription. Bases 131 to 2731 code for a protein of 866 amino acids. NCBI's taxonomy places the organism in Eukaryota, Metazoa, Chordata, Actinopteri, Cyprinodontiformes, Cyprinodontidae. The record is from RefSeq and is a predicted model, not a curated record. The transcript has 4 exons.